GAAAGGAGGAGGUGAAAAAAUGGGGAGAAAACCAUGCUGUGACAAAGAGGGAGUGAAUAGAGGAGCAUGGUCUUUGAAGGAAGAUGAACUUUUAAGCAACUACAUUCAACUCCAUGGUGAAGGCAGAUGGAAAUCUCUUCCUCAAAAAGCUGGUUUGAAUCGCUGUGGGAAGAGCUGCCGGCUGCGUUGGAUGAAUUAUUUGAGACCUGGCAUUAAGAGAGGUAACAUUUCUCCCGAUGAAGAAGACCUUAUCAUUAGACUUCAUCGUCUUCUCGGUAACAGGUGGUCUUUGAUUGCCGGAAGACUUCCAGGACGAACAGACAACGAGAUCAAGAAUUACUGGAACACUUUUCUAUCGAAAAAGUCGAAUUCCCAUGUCUCAAAGACAUUCGAAAGUGAAGACAAGAAAUCUCUGAGAAAAUCAAUGUCGAGUACUACUCGUAAUGUAAUUGUGCCAAAGGCCACUCGUUUCACUAAGGUCUUACUCUCGCUUGACGAAGAUGAUCACUUUAAGACCAGCCAAUGCCCUCCUUCAUCCACCCCAGUUGAUACCAAUGAUGGGUCAACACCAGAAUCUUCAAAGGAAAACGAUGUUCUGGAUAUGCCUAAUGCUUUUGAUUACUUGGAUUUCUCAGAGAUUGGGACAGAGGGCAUAUUUGAGAACAACAACGUGCUUGAAAGUGAUGAUGUUGCACCAUUGUUUGAUAUGGAGUUCCACAAUCUGACAUAUUCAUUGGAACUUGAAGAUGAUUGGACUAAUUUAUUGUAGACGA
Messenger RNA from Hibiscus syriacus, 773 nucleotides. RefSeq names its product transcription factor MYB1-like. Lineage: Eukaryota; Viridiplantae; Streptophyta; Magnoliopsida; Malvales; Malvaceae. The record is from RefSeq and is a predicted model, not a curated record. The coding region runs from base 20 to 769 and encodes 249 amino acids. The transcript is spliced from 3 exons.